This is a messenger RNA of Saccoglossus kowalevskii, 1410 nucleotides long. RefSeq names its product ureidoglycolate lyase-like. NCBI's taxonomy places the organism in Eukaryota, Metazoa, Hemichordata, Enteropneusta, Harrimaniidae. Gene Ontology annotation, cellular component: cytoplasm. Gene Ontology annotation, biological process: glyoxylate cycle. The record is from RefSeq and is a predicted model, not a curated record. Gene Ontology annotation, molecular function: malate synthase activity.
AUGUCUUCUCGGCUGGAAAUAAUAAAAGAUCACUUUGUCACUCAGCGUUCUAGACAUAUCGUCGGUACAGACUGUUCAAGUGAAAAUCUGCCUCAAGCACUGAACCAGCUUGAUAUUCCCGAUGUGGAAGUGUUGGCUCCACCACAGGGUCUGGAAAAUGAAUUUAACACAAUCUUCACAGUGGAGGCUGUUUCUUUCAUUGCGGAAUUAGUUCAACAAUUUGACAAAAAUGUAGACCAGAUGCUGCAAGCUCGCAUUGUACGGAAAGCUAAUUUAGAUUCAAGUGGAGCUUUACCAGACUUUUUAUCAGAAUCUAGACACAUUCGUGAAAGCUCAUGGAAAGUCAAACCAGUACCACGUAGAUUAAUUAACAGACAUAUUGAUUUAGGAGAUGUGUCUCCCAGUAAUGAGGUACACUUGAAGAAUGCCUUGAAGUCAAAAGCACAGGCAAUACAGGUUGAUUUUGAUGAUGGUCAUUGUCCAAGCUGGAAGAACCAAUUGUUAGGAUAUUACAAUAUCUAUAACGUGGUUUAUAAUAAGUAUCCUGAUAUUGCAGCAUUGUCCGAUAUUCCAGUUUUGAUGUUAAGACCAAGAGCUUGGAACAUGGUAGAUCAUGCAGUUAUGGUUAAUGGUAAAGAAGUAGCUGGUCCUCUAUUGGAUUUUGGAUUAUUAAUAUACCAUUUUGGACACAUACUAUUGGCCAAUGAAAGUGGACCAUUCUUUUAUUUAUCCAAGUUAGAAGGUCAUAAAGAAGCCAGGUUAUGGAACAAAGUAUUUGAUUGGUCUCAACAAAAGUUAGAACUUCCCCAUGGCUGCAUCAAAGCAUGUGUGUUGAUUGAAAAUAUCUUGUCUUCUUUUGAAAUGCAUGAGAUAUUAUAUGAACUGCGUGACCAUUCUGCUGGUUUAAACUGUGGCAUAUGGGACUACUCUGCUUCAUUUGUUAAUAAAUUUGGUCAUCGUAGUGCCUUUCUCUUGCCAGAUAGAAAUAAAUAUGUCAACAUGGAAAAACACUUCCUUAAAAGCUAUAUGGAUCUUGUGGUUCAGACGUGUCAUCGCCGUGGUUGCCAUGCAACAGGUGGCAUGUCUGCAUUGUUAUUACCCAAUGAAAAUUCAAAAACUUAUCGGGAAGUACUUCAGAAAACCACAAGUGGCAAAUUACGAGAAAUUGAGGCAGGUGUUGAUGGAUUUCUGGUGUAUGAUAUUAGACUCAUUGAUCAUAUGCAUAAGUUGUUUGAUAGACAUGCACCAACCGUGAAUCAAUUAUUUGUCAAUCGAUCUGAUGUUAAAAUCACUGCACAGGAUUUAUUGGUUAUGCCAAGGGGAGGAGUGACAUUUGCUGGACUAUUACAUAACAUAGCGGUCGGUGUCCUUUUCAUCUAUUCAUGGCUUCGAAGUGAGUCACAUCGUUGA